Messenger RNA from Vigna radiata var. radiata (mung bean), 1905 nucleotides. RefSeq lists its product as uncharacterized. The coding region runs from base 44 to 619 and encodes 191 amino acids. Lineage: Eukaryota; Viridiplantae; Streptophyta; Magnoliopsida; Fabales; Fabaceae. The record is from RefSeq and is a predicted model, not a curated record. The transcript is spliced from 6 exons.
AACAAACUGGGUCCAAGGAAAAGAAUACUCCAACUUGCCAAAAAUGGAUGACCCCAAACUACCCUCUCAUCACUCAUCCAUCUCUCUCAUUGCUAGGCUGGAUCAUUUGGAGUUCAUUAUGAAAUACUUAGAAAGAAAACAAAGAUGUGGCGCCAAUGUCCCUGCUGACAAAGCCAAACAACCUUUGGAUUUGUCCACCAAAGAGGAUUUCUUUAAAGGCACAUUGUUGGAUCGAGUUACCUCUCUUGAACACAGACUUUUUAAGCUUUAUGUAGAUAUUGAUUCAAGUGGAAACUCUCUACCUUUGUCCCGUGAUUCCACACAAACCUCUGGGGAAUCUUCUACCAGCCAAGGAUCCAAGACAGAAAUAUGUCACUCGUUUCCAACUUUCAACAAUCUCUCAAAUAAUACUGAGAGAGGAUUAAUGCCUAUCAAGACAACUGAAAUAUCCCAGGAAAAAUGUGAGAGUGAGAAGCAACAGACUAAAAACUCGUGUCCUCCUAAGCAACAGGUGCAGGUGGUGAAGAAUAGACCUAAGAAGAAUGAAAAGAAAGGCCAAGUUGAGAAGAAACAAGUAUCUCCUGUUGGUUGGCCACAUUUAAAACUACUAGGUUGCUGAUCCUCGUAACAUUGUUUAUAGAUUUGUUGAAAGAGAGAAAAUUGUGCUGAGCUGGAAAAUCCGUGGAAUGAUGCUGACAUCCAUUUUAAAGUUUUGGAAGAGGAAGCCACGCCAGCUUCAAACUCUUUUAUUAUCUUAAUUUUUGAGUAUGUUUUGAACUAAUUAAUCUGUCUGGUUCAGAUGAGCUCAUAAUACAGGCACAGCAAUGUUUGUAGUGUAAUUAUCGGUAAGCAAAAUAAAAUUCUAAAAGCAGAGACUUCAGUUCAUAAUAAUGGAAUCAAAUGGUGGCUACAAGCAGACAGUUUCUAGUUGUGCAAUGACCAUCAUCUUUAGACUUUAGCUAUCUUUUGGAUGCCACCAACCAAUGAAAUUAUUUCUAUGUCUACAAAGUUUUAUUAUUUUAACACCAUUAUUAAUACAGACAACAAUCAUAAUCCUGAACUUGUUCAAUUCAUCCAAUAAUAUAUUCCCUUAAUCAUUUCACCUUUUUAUUUUCCCAUUAAAUAUUCUCAUCAGAUUCUUCUAGAAUUGUGCUCUACCACAUUAAUCUAAUUGCUUUCCCAUAACCCGGAGUCGGAAAAUAACUACAUCAACAACACCUCCAUUUAUUGGUCAACAUAAUUUCACUUUGAUUUUUAAUGCAUGAAAUAUUCUAAUCCAUGAUUAUAGCUACUACUUAACUUUAUCAAUCUUUGUAUAUUAAGCCAUCGGCGUCACAUCCGAUUAUUAUACUUGAGUGAUGUUAUACAUCACCCUUUUACAUACGCAACAGAAAUAAGAAGAGAAGACAUAAAGAUAUGUGAUGAAGUAGGUGAUGAUAUAAUGUAUGAGAUAAAAGAAAAACAAAUAGACGAGAAGACAGGUAGAAAUUAUUGCAUGAAUAAUACUUAAUAUCGAUAUUAUUUAUAGUGAAUUCGAGAGAAGUGGAUCCAUGGAUGUGAACACAAAUGGUAGGAGAAGUGGGUAGCUACUGCAACUUGCUGUUGACAUAACGCAACACUGUGUGGAGUUGGAAACCCCAAGCAUGUUCGCUAGGUCUUGUGGGCCAUUUAUCUCUUACACAUCCCUAGGGACGAAAUACAAUUAAUUAUGACCCUAUAUCAAGCAAGCUAUUCGACUAAAAUAAAAUACUAUUAUUUCCUAUAUCUAGCUAUUUUAUUUGCUGAGUUCCUCACGAAUUAUUCUGCUAUGUAUGUCUCAAGCUUCUUUCUUUUCAAGUUAGGGAGAUUUCUCUUUCAUGAAAUCUUGUAGCCACCAUUUGAAUGAGAUGAAGGCAUCUUGCAUUA